This is a messenger RNA of Triticum aestivum (bread wheat), 1718 nucleotides long. Its product is annotated as heavy metal-associated isoprenylated plant protein 3. The transcript is spliced from 5 exons. Gene Ontology annotation, molecular function: metal ion binding. The coding region runs from base 221 to 1348 and encodes 375 amino acids. Lineage: Eukaryota; Viridiplantae; Streptophyta; Magnoliopsida; Poales; Poaceae. The record is from RefSeq and is a predicted model, not a curated record.
GUCCAGGACUGGCGGGUGGGCCCGGGCGGUAGAUUCCUCUGCCAUGGGUGAUCUGAUCGGUACGAACAGACGGCGGGCAGGAGGAUGCCAUUGCAUUGCCACCUCGGGCGAGUUGGUAGGCACGCCUGUAGCCAUAUAGCCAGCUAAAACCCCAACCCCUGCCCCUCCCCCCCUCUCAUCGCAGCCGCAGAGCAGGAAGGUUCUCGAUCGGAGGAGGGCCAUGGCCAAGAAGAAGAAGCGCGGUGGUGGUGGUGGGGGUGGAGGCGAAGGAGGCGGGGGCCAGCAGGAGGAGAAGCCCGAUGCCGACGCCGGGAGCGGCUGCGAGGGCCAGGCCAAGGAGAAGCCCGCCGACGACAAGGAUAAGGACAAGGGCGGUGGCGGCGGCGGGUGCAAGGACGACAAAGCGGACAAGGACAAGGAGAAGGGGUGCGGCGGCGGGGGAGGCAAGGACGACAAGGGCGGCAAGGACAAGGAGAAGAAGGCGCCGCCCCCGCUCCCCGUGGUCACCGCGGUGCUCAAGGUCGACAUGCACUGCGACGGCUGCGCGCACCGCAUCCGCGCCUCCGUCCGCCGCUUCCCAGGGGUGGAGGGCGUGGCCAUGGAGGUGGACAAGGGGUCCAUGACCAUCGUCGGCCGCUUCGACGCCAAGAAGCUGCGGGACCGCGUCGCCGCCAAGACCAGGAAGAAGGUCGAGCUCGUCGGCGGCAAGGACAACAAGGGCGGCGGCGGCGGGGACAAGGACAAGUGCGCCGACGGUGGCGGGGACAAGAACAAGUGCGCCGACGGCGAGGGCAAGAAGGAGGAGGAGAAGAAGGAGCAGGACGACAAGUGCGGCGGCGGCGGCAAUGCCGGGAAGGGGAAGGGCGGCAAGGACAACAAGAAGCCGGCCGUGCCGGUGAUCGUGACGGUGGUGCUCAAGAUCGGCUCCGCCGGCCUCCACUGCGACGGCUGCAUGCACCGCAUCCGCUGCAAGCUCUUCAAGAUCAAAGGCGUGGAGCAGGUGAAGAUGGACCCGGCCAAGAACCAGGUGACGGUGACGGGCACCAUGGACGCCAAGGCUCUGCCGGAGAAGCUCCGCAAGAAGCUGCGCCGGCCCGUGGAGGUGGUGGCGCCCGGCAAAGGGGACAACAAGGACAAGGAGAAGGAGAAGGACGGGUGCAACAAGGACGGGAAGCAGCAGCAGCAGCAGCAGCAGGGGGGCGACGGGAAGCAGUGCAAGGAGGCGGCGGAGAAGGCGCUGGCGGCGGAGCUGCAGCUGUGGAAGACGGCCUUCUACGACCAGCAGGCGAUGCAGGCCACCGAGUUCCUCCUCAGCGACGAGAACCCCAACGCCUGCGCCGUCAUGUGAGCGACCUUGGCCGGUGCCCGGUGGUGACCGGCGACCGGAAGAUCGGAUGACUGACAGACAGAUAGUAGAUAGAUAGCAAGUAAGUUGGGGAGAAACCUGGAUGUGGUACAGGCUACCGGACAGAUCGACGAAGAAUUCAGUCGUUGGUUCAUUACUCUGUGUUUUUUGGGUGGGAUGGGAGUGCGAUGUGCGUGCAAGUUCUUCUUGCUGGAGUAGAUUCUUGGCCAUGUUUGGCAAUGUGUGUGAUGAUGAUGGGUCGUUGAUGGACCCGUUGCCUGGCUGCCGCAAUCGAUCGAUCGAUUUUGGGGUGAAGUUCUUGUGAUGUGAUGUGAUGGAUGGAUGGAUGGUACUACAUUAUCAUUAUGAUCAA